Molecule: messenger RNA, 2584 nt
Organism: Cutaneotrichosporon oleaginosum
Lineage: Eukaryota; Fungi; Basidiomycota; Tremellomycetes; Trichosporonales; Trichosporonaceae
Source: RefSeq, a predicted model, not a curated record
AUGCCCGACAUCGAACGUCUGCAGCUCCCCCUUCGCCCGAGCGGAAAUACGCUCGCGGCACAUAUUGCGGCGCUCGACCUCCUGGCUGCGCGGUUGGAUGCGCUGGCAACGCGUUCGCGCUGGGCGGCGCGCGUGCCGCUCAAUUUGAAAGCGAGCUUUGAAGGCGACAUUGUGCACACCAAUGAGGUCAAGAUCAAUGUCGGGGGAGACUUGUGGAUCGAGAUGACGGCGCACGAGGCGGCCGACUGGACAGCUCUGCUCGAAGAACAUGCUCGCGCGACUGAGGGGCAGACUGUGCAGCCGAAGUCGGAGGAGGAGCCAACCGCUGGGCCGGGACAGCGCGUUCUGCGCACGAAGGACAUCACCUUCGAUCCGUUGCUGGGGAAUCCUCCGCAUCUCGCACAACCGCAGCAAACACCACAGGCGCAGCAGCAGCAGACAACAAGUACGAGGGCCAAGGCUCCGUCAAAUGCAACACACACCUCGGCGCUCGUCCACAACGGGAAAGAGGUAGACGUACCACAGUCACUGCAGAGUCUCGUCGACCUGGUCGGCGAACAUCUCCAGGACAAGCUCAGCAUUCCGAAUGGCGACUCGACGGUGAAUGAGUCGGGCGAGCCGAUCUACGAGAUCCGCGAGGACGUAGAUGGGCGCUCCCUUGCUCCCUUACCUGACGCUUCUGGCGAGGGCACCAUCGAGAUGCCCGAAGACGAGCGCGCAGAGUAUUUCUCUCCGGAGGCAGUUGAGCGCCGCGCCGCGCUGCGCCGCCGCAUCUUUCAUGAGGGCAGCGACGAUGACGACGAAGAUAUGGAUGUGGACACGGACCAGAAGGACGAGAUGGACGUCGAUGACGCCGAGACGCCCAAGGCGUCGCAAAUGCCCGCUGCGUUCCCCACCCCGGCUCCGCAGGCCCCUCCUCAGCCGUCGCCCCAGCCGUCGUUCCAAUCCACCAUCGACGCCGUCCAGCUCAACGAUCUCAUCUCGCCCACGACGCCGACACAGCCCUCUCUCGCCUCCUUCCCCGCCUCGCCCGCCCGCGGCCCGCCCAAGGGCAUUUUGAAGCAACCUGUGCGCAAGAAAAGCGUCUCAUUCGAUCAGAGCGUGCCCAUUCCGCCUGAUACGCCGCCGCCGCGCCGCCAGGGCUUCCCGCUAGACCAGAUGAUCGCGAGUACGCGUCCUGUUGACGCGCACGGCCUCCCGGCGAAGCAGGUGCCGAUCCUCAAGGCACCGUUCCCCGGGCGGCGGUCGCAGCCCGAGACGUUUGGCGGGCUGCGGACGGGGUUCUUGAGCUCCGCGCCGAUCUUGAGUCUCGCACCGCAGGUUGAGAGCAGCCGUACGGCUAUGACGCAGCCGGAGCCGCGGCAGCCAUCGCCGCUCGAACUUGCGCGCAAAGCGGAGGAGAAGGCGCCGGCGAAGCUCAAGGUCGAGGAGAAGCCGGUCGAGAAGACGGCAGCCGCGAUGAAAGUGGAAGAGAAGCCAACCGAGGAGGAUGAGGAUGUGAAGGAGAAGGCGAUGGACGUGGACGAGCCUCAAUCCGAGAUCCAGAAGACGGUCGAGAUUCCGAAGGCAACAAAAGCACAGAAGACGGAUGCGGCCCCAAAGACCGAGGAAGCGCCGAAGAAGAAGAGUCUGUUUGCGCAGCGCCGCGCCCCUAACUUCCCAAAGCAGAGCGAGACGCCUCCAAUGGUGACGAUGAAGGGCGCGGUCGUCGAGGCGCCGCCGGCUCCGAAACAAACAGGCGUGCCGCCAACCGUCGGCUCCUCCGAAACCCCAAUGGUGAUAGUGGACGACGACGACGACGACGACGACGAUGAAGACUACGGCGACCUCGGCGACUUCUCCGAGGACGAGGAAGACGAGUACGCGCUCGACGAGGCGCUCCUCGCGCGCGAAGUUGCGUUGGAGUAUCACCGGCGACAGGCGUGGCAGCGCCCGAUCGACGAGGACGAGAUCGACCCUGAGGCCGAGGGCGCCGAGGCCGUGCUCGGCAUCCCCCGCGUCAGCACGAUCUCGGGGCAGGGCGAGGAUCUGCGUAUUGUAAACCCAACAGCAGACGACUUGAGCCAGUUCUUGCGCGUCGGGCGCGCCGACGACGGCGAGCUCGUGUUCGAGCCCCCGCUCGUGCACAGCGACUCGGAGAGCGAUGGCGAGGACGACUCGCCGGCCGCGGUCGAUAGGCGGCAGCGGCGCGCGCGGCGCAAGGACGUUAUGGCGCGCCUGCUGCGCGGAGAGUACGAGGAGCUGCCGACCGCGGCGGCCGACCCUGGCCUGCGUGCAGAGCAGUAUCGCGAGUCCCUCCCGCCGAGUGUGGGCAAGACACCCGAGCCUCAGAUCGAGGAGAUCAAUGAGCCUGCCGCUGCCCCAGCAGCUUCAACCCCAACAGCUUCAACCCCAGCAGCUUCAACCCCAGCAGCUUCAACCCCCGCCCCCACCGCGCCGAAGCAGCCACCGCCGACGCGCGAUGUCGUCGAGCGCUCAGCUGCUGAAGCGCCGAGCGCGCCGACUCCGCCGAAGAAGGUCUCGCGGUUCAAGGCCGCACGGAUGCAGUCGUAGCGAAUAGUUCAUCUUGAUGCGAUUAUAUUGC